AUGACAGAAGAACGAGCUCUACGUAUUUUCAACCAAUCCAAGCAAUCCGAAGUACAAAAACUAGCCAACUUGAAAAUGAAGAAAAUCCGUGAGCUGAACACUGAACCGGAUUGGAUUGAAAAUACAACAGAUGUAGAGAUUCCUGACUACCUACAACGGACACUAUUGCUAGGUCCCAAAUACAACAUCCAACCGAAAAAUAAUAUCCCGUAUGUCGCAUUUAUCGCUGAUAUAGAACGAGCAAUCCAAAACAAGCCUGAAGCAGACAACAUCAGAUCCGAGGUAUCCGCAAUGGUAACAAACUUCAUAAAUUAUCAAACUCAACCACGUACCAGCGAAAAGGAAUGGAUCAACAAAGACAUCGCCCGGAGCCGAGCCUUCCUAAAAGAACACGCCGAGCUGAUCAUCACACGAGCGGAUAAAGGCGCCAAAACCGUGAUAAUGCACGCCAACGAAUAUCGCGCCAAAAUGUCAGCUUUGGUAAGUGACACUACAACAUACGUACCACUAACCGAUAACCCUACCGAUCGAACAUUAUCACGAAUUAACGGCAUGCUUAAGGAAUGGCACACGAACAAAUAUAUAGACAAAAGGACACGGGACAAAAUGCUUCUUUUCAAUUGCCCCCCACCACGAAUUUACGGGCUCCCGAAGACGCAUAAAGAAAGCCGACCGCUACGACCUGUGGUCUCAACCGUAGGGUCAGCCUCAUACUACCUAGCUCAAUUUCUUGCUAACAUCUUACAAAAGGUAGUUGGAAAAACCGAAUAUCACGUUCGGAAUAGCUUCGACUUUUCGAAUGAGAUCACCAAAAUUCAAAUCCCCGAGGGAUACGUUAUGUUCUCUCUCGACGUCGUGUCACUGUACACUAACGUACCAGUGCAAAAAACGUACGAAAUAAUCGAAGGAAAAUGGGGAGAAAUCAACCAACACACACAAAUCCCCUGGCUCGAAUUUCUGCGUGCACUUAAAAUCGUACUGGAAGCAUCUUUCUUCCAGUACAACGGCAAGAUGUACAAACAGAUAUUCGGGGUUGGGAUGGGGUCACCUCUCAGUGGAGUUGUAGCGAAUAUUCUCCUCGAACACCUUGAAAAAGAAGUUAUUGCAAAACUGAAAACAAAGGGAAUCAACCUUAUAACGUACAAACGAUAUGUAGACGACUGUUUUCUUAUUGCAGAGGAAAACAAAAUCGAUGAAAUACAGAAUGAAUUUAACCAACCUUUCGACAGCAUUAACUUCACAGUCGAAAGGGAAACAAAUUAUUCUAUACGAUUCCUGGACAUGACCCUAACCAGAAACGGUAAUCAAAUAAAUAAAAAUUGGUUCACCAAACAACUUAAUGGGAGAUACCUAGAUUUUUCAUCCAGCAGCCCGUAUGCGCACAAGAAAAAUACCGCAAUUGCAUUAAUUGACCGCGCACUUAAAUUAACCGACACAAUAGAACGAGAAAAAAGCAUCUUAACUGUCAAAGGAAUUCUCAGAUGCAACAACUAUCCGAAUGACUUCAUUGACAAAAUUUUAAGUGCACGUGUUGAUGCAAUCUACAACUCACUCAAAUACGAGGACAGGGACGUCCAAAUGGGCAGAUACGCAUCCUUGACGUAUAUUCCCCAUCUAAGUGAAAAAGUAACUAAAAUUUUACGAAAAUACGACAUCAUCGCUUCUUCAAAACCGGUCAACAAAAUAAAAAACAGCAUUUUCACCAAACUUAAAGAUGAAAUACCGAAAAUGAAACAAACGCAAGUAGUAUACGCAAUCCCUUGCGAAUGCGGUCGCGUAUAUUGUGGACAAACAUCUCAAACAAUCGAAAAAAGAAUUAAAAACCACAAAUAUAGUUUCAAACCAAACGCAUCGACAACCGGCUUAACGCAACAUGCUGUGGAAAACCACCACACAUUCAACUACGAUGAUGUCAAAAUAUUGGAAAAAGUGAGCGAUGAGGGUAGAAGGAAAAUCGCUGAAACACUCCAUAUAAAAUUGAGAGGAGAGCGAGCAGUAAACAUCCAACGAGAUGCCAUGGAAAUCUCUAGCAUCUAUAACGCUCUAAUAAAAAAGCUGAGAGGGACGCCCCAAUUCAAGAGCACGAUCCAACCGAGCAUCAAACCGACGACGAACCAACCUGAAGCGCACCGAGACGACGGCUGA
This is a messenger RNA of Uranotaenia lowii, 2145 nucleotides long. RefSeq lists its product as uncharacterized. The coding region runs from base 1 to 2145 and encodes 714 amino acids. The record is from RefSeq and is a predicted model, not a curated record. The transcript has a single exon. NCBI's taxonomy places the organism in Eukaryota, Metazoa, Arthropoda, Insecta, Diptera, Culicidae.